GAUGGUGAAGAAGAAAACAUUGGAGAGCCGGUGAAUGUCUUCUGUGUGGAACCUAGUGACCCAAAUAUCACGAAGCACGAAGAAGACUAUUUCCGCGAAACAUUUGCGAUAAUGAAUGAGUAUGGUGUCGGUGCUGUUUGGCUGUCUGAGGAGAAAGCUAUGAAGGUGACGUCAAAAGAUAGUAGUUUCUAUUUCGUAGCGGCGUUCCGGGGACGGGUAUUUGAACAUCUGAAGAAGCUCAAGGUCAACCUUUAUGGAGUACACGUCGUUCGACAAACAUUGAAUAACGGCGGAUCGUUACCACGAUGGGACUUUCCUGUAUAUUCGCUGAACAUGACCGGUGCAUGUGUUUGCUUUACAGGACUUCCUCUCGAUAGACGUGAGGAGUUGAAAACCAAAAUAAAUUACAUGAAUGGAGUUGUAUCGCCAUGUUUGACGGAGAGAGUUACACAUCUGGUCACGGAACAUUGUGACACUGCGUCCAAGAAGUACACGGAGGCUCGAAGAAUGAGUUUACCUAUCAUGCUGCCAACCUGGAUCGAAAAAGCAUGGGAAGCGGCUCAGCUUUUCUCAAUUGAUCUCUUCACGUCAGAGGAAUUGACGCAGCAAUACCGUACACCUAUCUUCAACAAUAUGGUAGUAACCGCAACGGGUGUUAGCGGUAGCGAACGUUUGAACAUCGCUCGGCUAGUUGAACUUCAUGGUGGACGCUUCUCAGGUGAUAUGAAGAGAAACGAAUGCACCCACUUGAUUGCUGAUCAAACUAAAGGAGUGAAAUACAAGAAGGCGCGUGAAUGGAAAUCCAUCAAAAUUGUACGGUCUACAUGGCUACGGAAAUCCGUAAUGGCUGGUUACAUCCUUCCAGAAAGUGCCUUUGAUCCAGAAAGGCGAAAUCGAUGCAGUACGCCGGUGCAAGAGUCACGGUUAGUAGAACCGGAAGAGCUGGACUGUAGCGUGAUUCAAGGUAGAGGCGGUCGCUUGGAUAACUCGACUUUCAAUACGCAAAUAACAAAAAAUGACGAAGGUAGUGAAGCGGAACGCACUCCACUGUCGUCAGUUCGCAGCAAUCUCCGCCGUGAACCAAGUCGGCAUCGCCUCGCCACGUCAACGCCAGUUGUUAUUGAUCCCGUAGAUCAGUUGGACGAAACGUGCCUUCGAGGCGAUUUCGAUUUUCUUGAAGUAAGUUAG
Messenger RNA from Cooperia oncophora, 1188 nucleotides. The record is from the annotation of a GenBank genome assembly. Lineage: Eukaryota; Metazoa; Nematoda; Chromadorea; Rhabditida; Trichostrongylidae.